AUGGCGGGGCCGGAGCUUGCGGGAUCCAUCACCGGCGGAGGCGGGGAGCCCCCGGGCGCCGCAUCCUCCACCCCGGCGUCUGGCGGCAGGAGGAUCCUGCGCACGCAGACCGCGGGCAACCUGGGCGAGUCCAUCGUCGCCAACGAGGUCGAGGCCAGCAACCCGCACGUCGCAUGUUCUAUGGUGCAGGAUUUGCUCACCAGCCUGAAAAUGCUGGCCGUGAAGCGGGCGGAGACCGUCGGACGUCCCCACCUCGCCGACCCGUUCGAUUUGCGCACGCUGCGUGCUAUCGGGGUGAUUGACGUGGACUACUGCGGCCUGGUGGGCAUCAUGCUCUUCAACCACUCGGAGGUGGACUUCAUCAUGAAGCCCGGCGAUCGCGCCGCACAGAUGAUCGUCCAGGUCAUUGCGAUGCCGGAGGUCGCCGAGGUGGAGGACCUCGACGCCAUCGUCCGGCGGGAGGGAGUGUUUGGAUCCACCGACGUUUGA
This is a messenger RNA of Aegilops tauschii subsp. strangulata, 489 nucleotides long. The record is from RefSeq and is a predicted model, not a curated record. Lineage: Eukaryota; Viridiplantae; Streptophyta; Magnoliopsida; Poales; Poaceae.